This is a messenger RNA of Prorocentrum cordatum, 2598 nucleotides long. NCBI's taxonomy places the organism in Eukaryota, Dinophyceae, Prorocentrales, Prorocentraceae. The record is from the annotation of a GenBank genome assembly.
AUGACGCUCAACCUAGGCGACUCCGCCGACUGCGGCUUCGAGCUCUACGUGAAGUGCGCUGCGCUGACGGCCAAAGACGUGGAGCGGGAGUUCGGGAGAACGGCCAAAGCACUACACAUCAAACCAAUUGAGAUUCCAUCUCGGCCGACCUCGUUUACCGUCUAUUUGGUGAAGGCCUGCCCCGAGUCGAGAGGCAAAUAUCCAACAUUCAAGCUGUACCACCGCAAUAGCACCGUGGUCAGCGUCGGCUACCUCAAGCGAGAUGCCCAAGAGCUGUUCGAGAACCAGUCUACCGUGUUGUUUGGUGCUACCACUGCGGGCCAGGGUGGCGAGAUCUACCUCGACCUCACGCCUGGCGCGCGCUCGUCCAUCGCGACGUGGGCCGAGGCGCGUGGCCGCGCUGACAGGAUAGCGGAGACGAACGCCAAGAGGACCCGCGCUGGAUCGAAGAUCGGCGAGCAGGACGACGACGACGGAGGGGGCGAUGACAUCGAGGUGAUUGAGUUUGAGGAUGCGGCCUCGAGCAGCGUGCAUCCCUUCGGCUCAGAUGCCGCGGCGGAGUGCACUGGGGCCGCUUCCUCCAGAACUGACUCCAUCGAUCAUCAGCCUGGCAGCGCAGUGAAGAAGCAGCCGUCAAUGUCGCCGCGUGACAUGGGCGGUAAGCCUUCGAAAUCUUCGAGGACGGCCGCGGUGCCCACCGACAGUUACGAGCCCGAAAAGCAGAACCCGCACACGCUCGGCACAGUUGACUACUGGGUCUGGGAGCUGGCGUCCGAGAGGGCCUUCAACGGCCAUAAGAAUGGAAAAGCCGAGCACCAAGCUAGACAACUCGUCCAGAAGCUCACGGGCACGGAGCGCCGCACGCUGGAGACCCACUUGGAGCUCUACACCAAGGCGAAGGAAGCAUUGGCCAGGAUGACUGCCAUGAACGCCUGGGGGGACAUCAACAAGGCCGACCUGGUCACGGACAAGAUGAAGCAAUUGCUGGUCGGCUUCAUGGAGCGGUAUACCCUCGCAGAGUGGCUCACGACAGGUCCCAGCGCGGCUGACAACGCCAAGCUCUACUGCGAGGCAGCGGAGCUCGUCCUCGCAUCGCUGCCCGAAGAGGCGGAGUUCGGCGACCACUCUGCUACAGUUUACCUCGAGAUGACUUCAGCGAUUCGAGGGUUGCAGGCGACGUCCUUGACUGCUGACACUAACAUGCAGGUGUACGUGGACGCAGGGCGCUUGGAAGCUGAGGGCCGACGCGCAACUGGACAGCAGGGCGCGCAUCAGCUCGUGGGCCAGGCGCUCCUGACGAGCGCCAGCGACUUCUGGGCUAAGAAGUUGAAGUGGCUGGCGGAGCACGCAGAUGCCGUCGCGAAGAACGGCGGCCAGGUGAACUCGGCCAUCGCCGAGCUGGAGCGGAUGGACGCUAACCUGUCGGAGCAGCGCGCCAAGCUGCUCAAGCGCAUCGUGGGCGACGCACCGUACUGGGAGGCCGCCAUGCACACGGGCUGCGCGGACGAGUGCAAGGCCAUGGUCCUCAACAGGUCCAUCUUGCAGUGCAAGGCGCUCACUUCUGAUUGCGAGGGCAACGGCGACAUCGGCACGGAGGGCGGCGCCCAGACGACGGCGGUGACGAUCGCUUACAAGGAGUUGUUCAAGGACUUGUCCAACGUGUUCGCGGCGGACGAGCAAGUGGAGCGCUGCUCUCGUGCGCUCCAGUCCAAGAUAGCGGCCAUGGACCUCGGCGUGAAGCACGAGAUGUUAGCAGAUGCGUUGACCACGCGGAAUGAUGGUGAUGAGGAAUUGACUCACCGUCUGAAGGAUGCGUUACACAGCUGUCGCAUGAAGCCCUUGCCCGAGAAGCUGCAGGAGUCGUGCAACUCGUUAUGCGCCUCCAUCAUUGUCGACCUCCUCAAGGACGGGGCCGACUGGACUACGAAAGAUGGUUUCAUGUUUGAAGCGGAGCACCACGUGGAGGAGGGUUUGCAAGAUGCUACGCCUGCCGACGUCGAGCGCCGCGCCAGGGAACUGACCCGUGCCGUCCAGAAAGCGAACCACAACGCCCGCAGCACUGCCCUUGAGAAAUUUCACGCUGGCGCGUCGCUGCAGGUGGCUGACGCCGUGAACUCUGCGAGCGACCUUGUCCAGAGGGUCGGGGCGAAGAUCGCCGGCGCCCUGUGCGAGAAGACAAGGCUGGACUUCACGAACCUGAAGAAGAGCGCUGAGGAGGCGGCUGGCGUCGCUGAGUUCAAAAAGGAGUGCGACACUGCGCCCGUCAACGAGUGGCUCGACCAGACGUGCACCAUCGAGGGGGGCCUUGACGACCGUGGCGGGCAAGGCGACAGAGCGACCGCAGGCAUCACCGAGGGAAUCGUGGUCAUCCGCGCGCUCUGCAUGAGCGCAGAGCUCCUGAAGGCGUUCGGCACGGAGCCGCUCCAAGCUAACAAGAUAGCCAUGCGCAACAGCUGCAUGAAUACCCAGCCAAGCUCAGGAAGUUCGGCAUCCCGCCUGAGUCACUGCCGCGCGUCGUGGUGUCGCGGUACAGGGAUGCGCUCAAGAUGCGGGGAUCGAGUGCUGAAUCAGUUUGCCUUCGACCCUGCUGAACUUUAG